AUGCGAGUAGUUGGAAAUAAGGCGGCCAAAUUAGCCAAGUUGGCGGAAAUAUAUCCCGAGGAUGAAAUCGACGAGGAUGAGCUUGAGUUGGAGGGCGAAACAGCAGGUGCUCGACAGCAGAUCGACGAGUUACGUAGUGCUAUAGCAGAAUUAACAAAGACGGUGGGUGAGUUGGUGACAUCGCGUAGAAAUGAAGUUGCAGAUUCCAGUGCAAGUCAACCGCUCCACAAUAUUUCAUCAACGCCAUCGCAGGAAGGUGAAAUCCCAACCGUAGCACGAGCAUGCGCAGUACCGUCGCAGCCACACACGUCGAAUAACUUACGUGAAAUAUAUGCUCUUAUGCCGGAAUUUGAUCCACUGAAGAACAACUUGAGUAGCCAAGUUUUUAUAGAGAAAGUAACACAGCUGCGCAGAGCGUACAAGCUUACUGAACAAGAGGGUUUGGUGGCAGCGCAGGCAAAGCUUAAGGGCAUUGCGAAGGAGUGGCUGGAUUCACAAGAAGUUUUUCAGUCAUGGUCGGAUUUUGUGCGAGCGUUUGAGCACGAUUUUCCAGCAUCGAUUACAUCAGCAGAGGUGCACCGCAAUAUGGCACAACGGAAACGUCAACCCAAAGAAACGUUCGAGGAAUAUUAUUAUUCAAUGUUGAGCAUUGGAAGACGCGGUCGGAUGGACGAAGAGUCGAUCAACGCAUACGUCUUCGCUGGUUUGAACGACGCAUCAUUGACACGCACGUUACUGGCGUUAAAGCUAUCUACAUGUAACGACUUACUGCGGUCAUUGAAGGGUAUGGUUAUCGGUCCAACACAAUCGAAAGUAAGCACGAUGGAAGAAAAGAGUUCCAAUGAGUCAAGUUCUAGAGCAACGGGGGACAGAAAACCGGUAAAGUGUUUCAAUUGCAACCAAUACGGGCACAUUGCAUCAAAAUGUUCUCAACCCCAACGGAAGCCAAAGUGUACGAAGUGCAACAAGGUAGGUCAUGAAGCGCAGGCAUGUCGAAACGAAAGACCAACGGUGGCAAAGGUAGCGGAUGACUCCAAGCGAAUAACGAAUGCAGCCAUUAAAGAUGUAACUUGGAAUGGCAAGCAGUUUAGAGGUUUACUCGAUACGGGAAGUGAUGUAUCACUAGUCGCAGCAUCAAAGGUUCCAGAUGAAGUGGCACGACAUCCAGCCAUGAAACGACUCGAAGGGUUUGGAGGAGCAGUUAUAACGAGCACAGAGUUCAUCGAAGCGGAGUUGGUCGUCGAUGGAGUAACGAUAGUGACCACUUGCCAUAUCGUGCCAGAUAAGUUUAUGCCGUAUGAUGUAGUAAUUGGUUGGGAUGUAUUACGCAAAGAAAGUUGCAGGUUAACCGCCGAGGGUGGCGUCAUGCAGGUACAUCACCGAAGCGAUGCAACAUUUGUUGUCAAUGAGGCAUUGAACGCAGCAGAUUCCCGAAAUGUUAAAGAUUUGUUGCGGAAAUAUACAAACUGUUUUACGGAGGGCUUGUCCGACUUGGAACGAUGUAAGACGACGGAGAUGGAAAUCAUCAUCACCACAGAUCAGCCAGUGAUUGAUAGGCAGUAUCAAGUCCCGCUGUAUCAACGUCCAACGUUAACGAAGAUCAUAAAUGACCUGCUAGCGCAUGGCAUUAUCAGGCCGAGUUCGUCACCGCACGCAGCACCGGUGAUUAUUGUCAAAAAGUCGAAUGGUGAAGACAGAAUGUGUGUCGACUACCGGGCACCUAACUCUGUCACAGUGAAAAAGCAUUUCCCGAUGCCAAUUGUGCAAGAGCAAUUAGCUAAGCUCGUAGGCNUCAAUUCUGUCACAGUGAAAAAGCAUUUCCCGAUGCCAAUUGUGGAAGAGCAAUUAGCUAAGCUCGUAGGCAACACAGUUUUCACUACUUUGGACAUGACCGCUGGUUACUACCAAAUUCCGUUAAAGGAAGACA
Molecule: messenger RNA, 1927 nt
Organism: Rhagoletis zephyria (snowberry fruit fly)
Lineage: Eukaryota; Metazoa; Arthropoda; Insecta; Diptera; Tephritidae
Biological process (GO): proteolysis
Molecular function (GO): aspartic-type endopeptidase activity; nucleic acid binding; zinc ion binding
Source: RefSeq, a predicted model, not a curated record